Entamoeba invadens IP1 is the source of this 290-nucleotide messenger RNA. RefSeq names its product putative actin. Lineage: Eukaryota; Evosea; Mastigamoebida; Endamoebidae. The record is from RefSeq and is a predicted model, not a curated record. The annotation marks the transcript as partial. The transcript has a single exon.
AUGUCUGAUUGUAAACCAGCUGUUAUUAUUGAUAACGGUUCUUAUAUUAUGAAAGCUGGAUUGUCAGACCAAAAAGAAAAUGUCCCGAAAUGUGUGUUUCCAAGUAUAGUUGGUUACUCAAAAACGAACGAAACAGACAUUUUUGUUGGUAAUAAAGCAUUUGAAAAACAAAACGAACUUCGUAUUGUUGAUGUGUUUGAUAAUGCAACAGUAGCAGACUAUGAAGCACUUGAGAAACUGUGGAAAUACACAUAUGAACAACUCAAAACUGAUCCAAAAGAACAUAAUUU